Messenger RNA from Cooperia oncophora, 366 nucleotides. Lineage: Eukaryota; Metazoa; Nematoda; Chromadorea; Rhabditida; Trichostrongylidae. The record is from the annotation of a GenBank genome assembly.
AUGCUUAGCGGUAAACUUCGAAAGUUACUCGCUAAAUUGAACGUCGAGAAAGACAUGAAAAUUCAAUCUGUAUCGAAAAAGAAACUCCAUACGAAGAGCGUAUCCGCCCAGGAACUUCCUGAAAACGUUUGGAACCUCAUAUUUGACUACUCAUCACCGUUCGAUGUCGUGAAAUGGAGACGUGUGAAUAAACAGAUGAAAAGGGUGGUCGACAAUCGCGUGAAACGUACCCUGUACCUUGAUGUAUUGCGUAUGGAUAUCACACAAAUAUUACCACGAGGAGUACUUGGCGAUGGUGAGCACUUUUAUUCGUUUGUUCAACGAGGAAACAUUAUUCGAAUGAUAAAUAAUGCCAGACGGGGCUAA